This is a messenger RNA of Megalops cyprinoides (Indo-Pacific tarpon), 4092 nucleotides long. RefSeq names its product serine/threonine-protein kinase D2-like. The record is from RefSeq and is a predicted model, not a curated record. NCBI's taxonomy places the organism in Eukaryota, Metazoa, Chordata, Actinopteri, Elopiformes, Megalopidae. The transcript has 18 exons. Gene Ontology annotation, biological process: protein phosphorylation. Bases 505 to 3300 code for a protein of 931 amino acids. Gene Ontology annotation, molecular function: ATP binding; protein serine/threonine kinase activity.
AAGUAGACCCGUAAAGCAAGACCAACCAGGCUCUCUCCACACUUCACACAGUUUCCUGCUCUACAAUUUGGAAGCCAUUUUGUAACUACACCCUUGGAAAGUUUACUUUUUUGCAUCCUCCCUCUCUUUUUGGUUUUGGUCUAUUGCUGGCUUUUGGACUUUCUCCUCAGUGGAUCGCUUUCCUGGGAGGAAGGAGGGGGACGCGGGCAGCCUGACUCAGAGACCGGCUCCCUUACUCCUCUAGCUGUUCCUCGAUCACAGACUUCACUCUCCAGAAGAGAACCGAGCGAGCAGGACGCCAGAGUGAAGAGGAACAGUGAGGUUCUCUUUCUGGUUUGGCCGUUUUGCUGCCCUCAGGGGAGGGGAUAGCGGUGGGGAGUGGGUGGCAGAUGAGGACAGAGAGAAGCAGCACGGUGACUUCUCACAUCCUCUCUCUGCCGCUCCAGUCGUCCCAUUGUCUCUGCCUCGCUCCCUCUGCUGCUCCACUUGCCUCCAGGUGAAGGGAUGGCCAAUGUCAGCCCCUGCCUCUCCUCCGCUCCCUUCAAUGGCCAGCUCUUCUUCCCGCCUGGCAGCCCCUCUCCCCCGGGGUCCAUCGUGGGGCCACAGGGGACCCCCAUCGCCACUGCUGCCUUCCCCCUGCCCGGGGGUUUGUCCAUGGAAACCGGGGUGGCUGCGGGACCUGGGGGGUUUGGGACUUCUCUGGCGACCCCUGCCCCGGCUGGCGUGUCCUUCAUCAUCCAGAUCGGGUUGACCCGGGAGUCAGUGCUGCUGCCCCAGUCCGCUGACCUGGCCUAUGUCAAACAGAUCGCCUGCUCCAUCGUGGACCAGAAGUUCCCAGAGUGCGGCUUCUAUGGGAUCUAUGACAAGAUCCUGCUGUUCAAGCACGACACAGGCACCAACAACAUCCUGCAGAUGGUCAAAGGUGCCUCUGACAUCCAUGAGGGGGACCUCAUCGAAGUGGUGCUGUCAGCGGCUGCCACAUUCGAGGACUUCCAGAUCCGGCCCCACGCCCUGAACGUGCACUCGUACCGUGCUCCUGCCUUCUGCGACCACUGUGGGGAGAUGCUGUUCGGCCUGGUGAGGCAGGGCCUCAAGUGUGAUGGCUGUGGGCUGAACUACCACAAGCGCUGUGCCUUUAGCAUACCCAACAACUGCAGCGGGGCACGCAAAAGGCGCCUGUCCACCACCUCGUUGAACAGUAGCCAGUCUCUCCGGCUAUGCAACACUGAGUCCCUGUCCAGCACACUCACAGAGGACACCACCCUGCCUCGGACCCCCAGCGAGGUAUCCCGGAACCCCAGUGAGGCACGGCGUUUAUAUUCGGGACGUCCUAUCCACCUGGACAAGAUCCUGAUGACCAAAGUGAAGGUUCCCCACACCUUCGUCGUGCACUCCUACACUCGGCCCACGGUGUGUCAGUACUGCAAGAGACUGCUGAGGGGGCUCUUCCGUCAAGGGCUGCAGUGUAAAGACUGCAAGUUUAACUGUCACAAGCGCUGUGCGUACAAAGUACCCAAUGACUGUCUGGGAGAGGCCAUCAUAAAUGGAGAUAUGCUGAGCCCCAGUGUGGACCCAGAGCCAAUGGACUGCACAAGCGAAUUGGGAGAUGGCGACAAGUCCUCCCUUAUGGACGACUUAGACGACACCUGCAGCAUACCAGGGUCCUUCUCCCUGAACACCUUUCCUGACAGCAGCCAAGCUGGGGCCAGCGAGGACCAGAGCUCCACGGGCUACAUCCCGCUGAUGCGCGUAGUGCAGUCGGUGAGACAGACCACUCGCCGCUCCAGCACGGCCAUCAAAGAGGGCUGGAUGGUGCACUACAGCAACAAGGACACUCUGAGGAAGCGGCACUAUUGGCGCCUGGACAGUAAGUGCAUCAUCCUCUUCCAGAACGACACCACCAACAGGUACUACAAGGAGAUCCCCCUGUCAGAAGUCCUGGAGGUGUGUCCUGCCAGCGACUUCACCCUUGUCCCACCUGGGACCAGCCCCCACUGUUUUGAAAUUAUCACUGCCACCAUUUGCUACUUUGUGGGUGAGGACCCUGUCCCCUUUCCCGCCUCAUCCCCCACAUCCACAUCCCCUCCUGACGUUACUGCCUCCCAUGGCAUUGCUCCAAGCAGUGGGGUGGGGCAGGACAUAGCCAAGGCAUGGGAAAACGCCAUUCGCCAGGCCCUCAUGCCCAUCAUCUUCCAGGAUGCGCCUGCAGCCCACGGGCACAUAACCCACAGGCAGGCAUCUGUGAGCAUCUCCGUCUCCAACAGUCAGAUUCAGGAGAACGUGGACAUUGCUGCAGUCUAUCAGAUCUUUGCGGACGAGGUACUUGGCUCUGGGCAGUUUGGGGUGGUAUAUGGAGGGAAGCACAGGAAGUCGGGACGUGACGUGGCAGUCAAAGUGAUCGACAAACUGCGUUUCCCCACCAAGCAGGAGAGCCAGCUGAGGAACGAGGUUGCCAUCCUGCAGAGUCUGCGUCACCUGGGCAUCGUGAACCUGGAGUGCAUGUUCGAGACGCCAGAGAAGGUGUUUGUGGUGAUGGAGAAGCUGCAUGGAGACAUGCUGGAGAUGAUCCUAUCCAGUGAGAAGGGCAGGCUGCCAGAACGCCUCACCAAGUUCCUCAUCACACAGAUCCUCGCUGCCCUGCGGCACCUCCACUUCAAGAACAUUGUUCACUGUGACCUGAAGCCUGAGAACGUGCUGCUGGCCUCGGCUGAGCCCUUCCCUCAGGUGAAGCUGUGUGACUUCGGCUUUGCCCGAAUCAUCGGGGAGAAGUCGUUCCGGCGCUCGGUGGUAGGGACCCCGGCCUACCUGGCCCCCGAGGUGCUACUGAACCAGGGCUACAACCGCUCGCUGGACAUGUGGUCCGUGGGCGUCAUCAUGUACGUCAGCCUGAGCGGCACCUUCCCCUUCAAUGAGGAUGAGGACAUCAAUGACCAGAUCCACAACGCCGCCUUCAUGUACCCGCCCAACCCCUGGAAGCACAUAUCCCCUGAGGCUAUCGACCUGAUCAACAACCUGCUACAGGUGAAGAUGAGGAAGAGAUAUAGUGUGGACAAGAGUCUCAGCCAUGCCUGGCUCCAGGACUACCAGACGUGGCUGGACCUGCGAGGGCUGGAGUGCAGGUUGAACGAGCGCUACAUCACCCACGAGAGCGACGACCACCGUUGGCAGCUUUACUCCCAGGAACACACGCUGCCCUACCCCGCCCACCUGGUGCCCCCGCCUGCCGCCCCUGACCAUUACGACGAGGGAGGUGGUGACUCCGAAAUGCAGGGCUUGGCAGAAGGGGUCAGCAUCCUCUGAGGCCACAUCCAACCCUGUGGCAGGGAGAGACAGAGGAGGAUGGGGUGGGUCUAAUGUGCCAGUGGGUAUGGUUCAAGGAAGAACAUGGGUAGAAGGGGUUGGUCAAAGAUGCCACUGGGUGGAGCUUGUGUAGGAACAGGGGAAGGGAAGAGCUUGUCAUUGAACACCCCCAUCCCUCCAGGAGCAAAAAUUCAACUCCCUCAUUACGUCUCAUCACAUCUGUACUUGGUCAACUUAGCUCAAUGACCUUCGCACCCUCUGAAGCAAGGGAGCCUCCCACUCCUUAGACUCCCUAUGGUGAUGGAGAAAUGAGGAGCAAGGCCCUGUAUUCCUGUCAUUUUAGGACAGUACACAACAGCACGGACUUAAACCCAGCAUCACCUCAUAUGGCAUUCUACACAUAUGGCAGUCUUCACAACAGAUGAAGGAACCAUCACUGUCAGUCUAACCUUCGCUGCCUAGAGAGGGGAGCAUAGCUACUUUUGCCAAGCUGAAGAUGGGAACACAAACCGAAGUAGAACCCAAACCUGUAACUUUCAUAUGGAUUACAAGAGUUUCCCUAUUACCUGCACAACAGUCUUCCUGUGAUGUUGAAAGAAGAACAUUUACCUUGUACCUUGAUCAAUUUCUCAAAUGUGAUUGGCUCAUUUACCAAUCAACUGGAGGGCCAUAGUUAGUAAUCUCGACAUAUCACAUAAUAUAUCAAAAUGGGCAGGGUUUGUCAUCUAAUGCCACCAAAUGCAAGCAACUAAUGCAAUUACUAGAAGAGAACCAUCACAUGGUUCUGAUACC